Dovyalis caffra is the source of this 3240-nucleotide messenger RNA. The record is from the annotation of a GenBank genome assembly. Lineage: Eukaryota; Viridiplantae; Streptophyta; Magnoliopsida; Malpighiales; Salicaceae.
AUGAAAUCCAAAAAAUCCGAACCCGAACUUGAACCAGAAACCGAAUUAAAAGACGACACAGAAAUCUGCCAACAACUACUCUCCCGAUACUCCGCCUCCACGGCACCACAGCACCGCCACCUCCUGGCAACCGCCGCAGCCCUCCGUUCAAUCCUUACUGCCGAAUCCCUCCCUUUAACUCCCAAAGCUUACUUCGCUACCGCAAUCAACAAUCUCUCCGAUUCGAAAACUCUAGAUUCCACGGCAAUUGCGGCGUUACUGUCGUUUGUUUCUAUUGUGGUGCCGUUGAUUGAAGAGAAGGGGAUUAAGGAGGAGAAGGUGAAGGAGGCGGUGGCGGUGUUGGUGGAAGUGGCGGUGGAGAGAGAGGGAGUGGGAGUGGGGAGUUUGAGUGGUGUGGUUAAGUGUUUGGGGGUUUUGAUUGCAGGAUUUUGUAAUUUGGAGAAUUGGGAGUCUGUAAAAGUUGGGUUUGAAAGUUUGAUUAAAUUCUCUGUUGAUAAGAGACCAAAGGUGAGGAGGAGUGCACAAGAAUGUCUUGAGAAAGUUUUCAAGUCUUUUAGAUCUUCUUCUGUUGUUAAGGAAGCUAGCAAGUUGGUCUUUUCGUUGUUCAAAAGUUACAUGCCUGUAGCACUUACAUUGAGUGAGUCAAGGGUUGUUGAUGGGUCUAAAGAAGAAACAUUAUUGAAGCCGGAACAUCUAGAGGUCAUUCAUAUGCUAAAUCUUCUAAAGGUCACUGUUUCAUAUCUCUCAGUUAAAAUCAGUUCAAAAGUUCUAUCAGAACUAGUUAAGAUUUUGAGGCCUGAGUUCUCAGUACUUACGAGGCAGAUUUUUCAAAAUAUUGAAGCAUUUCUUGUGAGUUCAAGUGAUGAAGUGAUUAGUCCGCAGAAGGAGAACAUUAUAGAUUCUCUUUCUGUGUAUUUAUCUUUAGGACAGAAGAAUCCUGUGGACACCUUAUUGUCUGCAGCUACCCUGUUAAAAAUUGCAUCAGAUAAACUUCGUGCUGGAGGAUCAAGCUCAUGGAUGAGGAAUGUACAUAAAAUUUCUGGUUCCAUAGCAGGUCCUCUGACACAUGUUUAUACUGAUUUAGGUCUUUUGACCUGUGAGGCUACUGCAUCACAGGCCUCAGAUAUAAUGAAGGAGUUGAUCAACAACUACAUAGAUCCAAAAGAAAUUGUGAUGAAUGAAGGCCAAUCACUUGACGAUGCAAGUCAAGAGAGUGAAGAAGCAAAUAUGAUCAAAUCAACCUGUGCUAUCUUGGAGAAUAUUCUAAACUCUUGUGAUGAAAUUCCAAAUGAACACCUUUUGGGAGUCAUAACUGUUUUGUUCCAGAAGCUUGGAGAGAUGUCAUAUAUAUUCAUGAAAAGUGUCGUACUUAAGCUUGCUGACUUGAUGAACAAUUUUGGCCAUCAUACACCUGACACAAAUCAUCUUCAAAAUUGCAUGGGAUCUGCAGUAGUUGCCAUGGGUCCUGAGAAGAUGCUUAUGCUCAUGCCUAUCUCCAUUGAUCCUGAUAAUUUUACAUGUUCAAAUACCUGGUUGGUACCCAUAUUGAAAGAUCAUGUUGUUGGAGCUUCGCUAGGGUAUUAUAUGGAGCAUAUUGUGCCUCUUGCAAAAUCCUUUAAGCAAGCCAGUCGCAAAGUUAAAAAAUCAGUAAUUGGUCAAGAUCUGCAGGCACAUGCACAUGGCCUCUGGGGACUGCUUCCUGCCUUUUGUCGUUAUCCUGUUGAUACUCACAAAAAGUUUGGAUCUUUGGCUGAACUUAUGGUUACUUCUCUAAAGAAGUACUCUUUCAUGCAUCAAAAUAUUACUGUUGCCUUACAGGUUCUUGUGAAUCAAAACAGAAGUUUGAUGUUUUCUAAAAGUGAUGGCGGUGAGUCAAAUAGCAAUGCAGUAACAGAUUCUGUUUUAGAGUGCCAAAAUGUAGCCUCUUAUUCCAAAAAAACUGCAACCAAAAACAUCAAGGCUUUGGCAUCAUGUUCUUCAGAGUUGCUUCAUGCUCUAGGAGACUUGUUUGUUGAUUCACAUUCUGGGAAGCCGUCACACAUAAAGGAUGCUAUCGGAUGCUUGGCUUCUAUCAGCAAUUCUUCUGUCACCAAAAAAUUUUUCAUGUCACUGCUUGAGAGGUUUCAGUUUGUAACCAGUGAAGGUGAAUUUCAACAGACAAAGAGCCAUGGUGAUGAAUUGGUUGAGGAAGAACUACAUAACUUGAAUGUACAAGAGAAAGAUGCACAGAGGUGUGUGAUGAUGGAGCUUGCAUCUUCUCUUGUUGUUGGAGCCAAGGCUGAUCUCAUUGAUCUGAUAUAUAACUUUGUUAUCUCGAUCUUUCAGGCAACUGAUGUGACUUGUCACUGUGAAGCGUACCACACUCUGAGCAGAAUUUUACAGGAACACUCAUGGUUUUCUUCUUCUCGUUCUGAGGAGCUGAUUGACUUAUUACUUGGCCUGAGAUCACCUGCUGAUAUUGCGUCUCUUAGAAAUCGAUUUGCUUGUUUCCACAUUCUCAUAGUUCAUGCAUUAGAGAUGAACUUGGAGGAGGAAAAUACAAAGUCUUUUCUUAUUCUCAAUGAGAUCAUACUCAUGUUAAAGGAUGCAAGGGAAGAAGCUAGGAAAGUGGCUUAUGAUACAUUCCUUUUUAUAAGCUCCUCCCUGCGAAGCUCAUCUUGUGCCAGUUCUGAAGAAGCUUAUCAAAGACUGAUCAGCAUGAUAACAGGUUAUCUCUCUGGUUCAUCUCCCCAUAUAAAGAGUGGAGCAGUAUCUGCACUGUCCGUACUAGUAUACAAUGAUACAGAAAUCUGUCUUAAAGUGCCUGAUCUUGUUCCCUCUCUCUUAUCAUUGCUGCAAGACAAAGCCCCAGAAGUCAUAAAAGUUACAGUCAUACUGGAGAUCAUGAUACGGAAGUGUGGUUCUGCUGCAGUUGAGUUAGAUGUCCCAGAGAAACAUAGGAGUUUUUUCAAGACUGUUUUGCAGAAUCGCCGUCAUAAGCCAAUUUCCAAGGAAUUUGACACAACUGAUACAGAAACGACACAUGCAGAUAUAUCACCCAAGAGGGUGGAGAAGCCAAAGAACAAGGAAUCAGGUUUUGUACCUGAGGGAAAUGGUUCAGUGCAUCCUGGCAAGAGAAAGAGGGAGAAGAAACAAAAUGAGAACCCUCCCAGCUCGAGGAAGCCUGGUAUAUCAACUGGUGAUGGUGGUGGACGGGAAGGGGCUAAAAGAGCUAGGCACUUUGAGCGUAAAAACCGAUGA